Uloborus diversus is the source of this 860-nucleotide messenger RNA. RefSeq lists its product as uncharacterized. The coding region runs from base 501 to 860 and encodes 119 amino acids. The transcript has 3 exons. Lineage: Eukaryota; Metazoa; Arthropoda; Arachnida; Araneae; Uloboridae. The record is from RefSeq and is a predicted model, not a curated record.
UGUGGGGUAAAAACGAGGGGGGAGGGGGGAUCAAAUGAAACAAAAGGCACUUCAGUAGGGCACAAGGAAUGUGUGUGCGAAAUUUGAGCUUCAUUCCUUUUUUCGUCUGGGCUGUAGCCCUGUCAAAGAAAGCGAAAACUUUUUUGAACAGCGAUUUUAUAACUUUAGUACCUCCUCCCCCUGAUGAUCCAGGGGAUUGUAUUUUGGUUUAUGGCGUCAGGGGCCACUAGAGAUUGAGUGUACCAAAAAUCAACUCCGGGGGUCUUCAUGGGGCUGAGAUACAGAGGGGUGAAAAAUCCAAAAAACCCCAACUUGUUCUGUCGUGUAAACUUGUUCUUGGUCGCUUUUAUUUUCUUUCGUCUUUGGCGAUGGAUUUGCUUCUGUUGGCUGCUGACGUUUAGCUUCCUUGGCGGGGUGGGACGCUUCCGCGUCCCGUGAUUCAAGGUUUUUCAUCGGAGUAACUAUCUUUUUUUUUUAAUUUUUUUUUAUUUUUUAAAUAGAUGACAAAAGCAGGACAAGGCAGGUUAUUAUUCCAGCUACAGUCAAGAACACAGUUGGAAAAAAGAAAUGAAAAUAGAGUUACAGAUCAAGAAGCCAGACCGUUCUACAUUCCGCUAGAUAGGAAUAAUGAAUGUUCUGAUGCUGAUGACGAAGAAUCAGUAUCCCUUGAUGCUGUUGAAAUGAAAGAUGAUUCUGAUUCUGAAGCGAAAAGGAAAAGAAAUAAAAAUGAUGAUAUGGCUCUUCCUGAAGAAUAUUUGUCAUUUAAGGAAAACCAUUUGAAGCACAUAGAGGAUUCAAUAAAUCUCGUAAGUUUUUAUUCAAGGCGAAAGUCUACGGCCCGUUACAGAGUAGUCCAGUAG